UCCUUGCGUAAGGACGAGGAACAAGGGCACAACCGGGAAAUAACAACGACCAAUCGCUGUCAGGAAGUUCCUGGAUCAUGGAGAAAGUUCAAGCCAAAAAGGUGUUAGCUAACAAAGGAAAUGAGAUCUGUGAGGAAAUUGGCUGUCCUGGAGAAGGAAAGAUGUCAUCAAGCAGUAAGAUUUACAUGGAUUACAAUGCAACCACCCCCCUGGCUCCUGAGGUGAUUCAGACAGUUAGCGAAGCCAUGCAAGAAGCAUGGGGCAAUCCUAGCAGUUCCUAUGCAGCAGGUCAAAGGGCUAAAGCGAUCAUAAGUGAAGCUCGUCAAAAUCUGGCUAGAAUGGUAGGAGGACAGCCCCAGGACAUCAUCUUCACUUCUGGUGGGACGGAGGCAAACAACUUGGUGAUCCACACUGCAGUGAGGUAUUUUAGAGAAGGCAACAAGCAGAGGCAUGAUGGACUCAAAAAUCAAAAGAAAACUCUGGGGAUGUGUCCACAUUUAAUUACGUCUUGCAUUGAACAUGACUCAGUCCGUCUCCCUGUGGAACACUUAGUGAAAGAACAUGAGGCUGAAGCCACUUUUGUCCCAGUGUCCAAAGCAACUGGGCAGGUGGAAGUAGAUGAUGUCAUUGCCGCAGUCCGUCCAACCACAUGUCUGGUUUCUAUCAUGCUGGCCAAUAAUGAGACCGGAGUUGUCAUGCCAAUCUCAGAGCUCAGUCAGCAGAUUCAAGCUCUGAAACACAGGAGAGUGGCAUCUGGUCUGCCACGAAUCUUGGUACACACAGAUGCAGCGCAGAUGAUAGGAAAGGGCCACGUGGAUGUGCAGGAUCUGGGAGUGGAUUACCUCACUAUUGUGGGGCACAAGUUUUAUGGCCCACGGAUCGGAGCUCUGUACGUGCGAGGACCCGGUAUUGCUACACCUCUCCAUCCCAUGCUGUUUGGAGGUGGACAGGAAAGUAAUUUGCGUCCUGGGACUGAGAAUACACCAAUGAUUGCUGGUCUUGGUAAGGCAGCAGAACUGGUGAACAAGCACUGUGAAGCAUAUGAGACUCACAUGAGGAAAAUCCGGGAUUACCUGGAAGAGAGGCUUAAAGCUGUGUUUGAAGAACCAGGAAUCCAUUUCAACUGUCGACUGGAAGGCUCUAGGCGACUCUGCAACACCAGUAAUUUUUCUAUACUGGGUUCAGGAUUACAAGGUCGACUGGUGCUGUCUCGGUGCAGGACUCUCCUUGCCAGUGUUGGUGCUGCAUGCCACUCUGAGAAGGGUGACCAGCCAUCAUCAAUCCUGCUUAGCUGUGGAAUUCCUUACCAUGUGGCACAGAAUGCCCUGCGCCUCAGUGUGGGGCGUGAUACCAGCAAAGAAGAUGUGGACCGCAUUGUGGAAGAUCUGAAGCAGGCUGUGGCUCAGCUGUGAUAGGUCAGAUUCUCAUAGGGCCAAACCACAUGAGAU
Molecule: messenger RNA, 1448 nt
Organism: Euleptes europaea (tarantolino)
Lineage: Eukaryota; Metazoa; Chordata; Lepidosauria; Squamata; Sphaerodactylidae
Gene: SCLY
Product: selenocysteine lyase
Exons: 13
Coding region: 78-1412 (444 amino acids)
Source: RefSeq, a predicted model, not a curated record